AUGCCCCGACACGUCCGAUUCGCGUCCCGUUCGCGUUACCAAGGUCUGAGCGGACAUUGGGAAACGGACGUGCUUUGGACGUUUCUCGGCGAUUCUAGGGAUCCCUUAAGAGUUCUGAGGCUACUAAAGUGGUCACUAGAAAUGCCCCGACACGUCCGAUUCGCGUCCCGUUCGCGUUACCAAGGUCUGAGCGGACAUUGGGAAACGGACGUGCUUUGGACGUUUCUCGGCGAUUCUAGGGAUCACUUGAGAGUGCUGAGGCUACUAAAGUGGUCACUAGAAAUGCCCCGACACGUCCGAUUCGCGACGCGUUUGCGUCACCAAGGUUCGAGCAGUGCUGGGGGCUCUUUUUACGCCGUUUCGUGAUAAUCAUCACUCCGUACAUCUUGUUGAAUUGUUCCAGACCAGCAUCAGAAUGCGAGGAUUCGCUACACAACGAAAGCAAUGCUCGGUUAAUAACAGAUGAUUUUACAGGUCGGUUCUGAGUUGGCCUUUUUUUUCACUGUUGUUUUUUAAAUAUAGUAUUUUCUUAACUUCUUGAAGAAUUGUCACUCUACGCAACCAAUUCUGCUGGGACCAUUUUUUUCGAAAAUAUCUUGAAGCGAGAAACUUGUCGUUCGAGCCUUUUUGACAUAUGGGAAUGGGGCGACGAGAAAAUGAUGGACAAUAUUUGACCCCACGCUUUGUCCUUGUUGUAGGAAACAUAAUGAAAAUGGAACGGAAGGUUUUUAGCUCUUAAUUUCAUUCAUCGACAAAAAUUAUCGACUUUAAUAUGAAUAGUGCAUUCAAGUUUAGAAAUAAAAAUAUGGUAAAGCAAAGGUUUCAGAAAAAAAGUAUAUUUUUCCUUUUAAAAAUAUGUACAGUUUCAAGUCUGACUUUUUAAAAAAAUUGUCAUUGACUUUUUCAAAAAAAUUCUUUUUUUCCCAUAUUUUUUUCUAAUUUCACUCAAAAGGAACUAUCUCGAAUAUCACUUAACCUUAAUAUAGCACAUGAAAUAUUAUGAUUUUUAAAUCAAAUAAAAAAAGUUUGACUUAAAAUUUACUCCAAACAUAAAAAAAGUCUGCAUUUGCGGUCAUCCAAACUGAAUCUUUCUAGUUUUUUUGAAAUGCAUUUUUUUGAAACGAACAUCCUUUGGGCAAGAUCUGAAUGCAACCAAAAAAUAAACAUUACCUCUCUUAUAAACAUUCGCAAUGUUUAGUUAAUAAAUUUUUUUGAUCGUGUAUAGUUCUCUUUUUUUCGAUCAAUUUUGAAAGAGUUUCAAUAGACGAAAAAAUGAAAAAAAAAAAAACAGGACUGUUAGGAAAAUAUCAUGGAUUACUGUCAUUGAAAGUGGAAAAAGAUGAAAAAAAAGUCAAGUGCCGUUGAGAAUAAGCAAGUUUGAAAAAGGAUUUAUCUUUUUUUGUUUCGAAAGCUUUUCUCAUGUCCUCGAACCUAUUCACCACUUGCAUUUUGAAUGAACUGAGUUCUGGUUUUUUUUAUUAAGAGUUUUGAUUCAGAAAACAACGUCUCAGAAAAUCGAUGUUUCUAUAAUUAGAACUGAAAUUUAUUGUUUAAAAUUAAAGGCUGCAAAAAAAGAUUUUUUGAAUUUUUUUGCCUUGUCAAAAUUCUCAACUUCUCAUUGAGCUUCAUCUUUCAUUCUCACAAAAGUUUUUCUCAAGUUUUUCCCUUCCUAUUUCGGAGAUUUUGUCAAAUAGAAAAUUUCUUGAGCUCACUCAAACCGUCAGAAUACUUCUUGGAGAACGAAAUAUGAAGAAACGCUCCACAAUAAAAAAAAAGUGGCCAAAAGCCCAAUUUCGAUGGUUGAAAAUGAGAGUGGAAAAGUCAUUUGGAAGGAGCUGAUGGGGGUAGUUGGGCGUGCGGCAGGAGCGACCGCCCGUCGCGUUUCCUUUCUUGGAAUAUUUCCUGAUUUCACAGCUUUCUGAUUUUCAGCCGCCAAGGAAAUUGUCUGGGAUAAACGUCAGUAUUAUGGUUUUCAAUACAUUCAAAGAAUUAAAAUAGUUUACAUAAUAUUUCAAGUCUUCGCCUUAGUUUCUAGGUACCAUCUUCGCUAAAUUCAGUUUCGAUUCAAUGAAAAAAAAAAGUUUAUAGCUGGGUCCUAAUUUCAAAGUUGAAACCUCACAGACACAAAAAACUGAAUUUUGAUAUUGAAGGAAAAUAAGAAGAAUCACAAGGUGAUUUCUUGAUAUAAAGAAAGGUCAACUGGGAGCAGCUUUAUUUUUGCAAGAUUCAGAACCUUGUUUGAAUCGAAAUCGUGAAAUAAAUUUAUUCCGAAAUGAGAUUUGAUCCAAAUUCAGUACCAGUAUAUAUCAUCACAACCUUUUUUCUUAAAUCUGUUCGAAGCCGAAAGCGACUAACUGAGACUUACAGUAAGUCAGCAAACAAACUCAAAAGCAGGUUACCGAAAAAAAACCAAGUUCUCCUAAUCGGUCGGCAAAUACCACGGAAAUUUCUUCAACUUACUCCUUUUCUAGGAAUUUUUCCAGCAAUCUGUCCCUUUUUCGACAAUCAAAUCAAUAAGGCCUUACAGCCUUGAUUUACGGCCCAUAUUUAGCAGUUGAAGUGACGGCGGCUGGCCUCGGCCCCCCACUAAACGGCGGAUAACCGUUCAAGUGGAAGGAUUACGGCGACGGCGGAGACACGACCGUCUUUCCUUAAGAUUCGUCCUUAAAGAGAAUCAUUAGGAGCGUUAAACUCAUUAAAAUAUUUUAAGGUGAGAUUAUAGAUUUAUACUCAAUUCAAAAGCAAGGUUUUGAGGAGUACAAUUUUCUGGGUGAAAGUUGGUGACAGAUCACAACUGAAAUCGAAAAAUUCCUUUUGAACCCGUUCAUUCAUUUCAUAUUUUUAUAGUGGGCUAGACUCCGAAAAUACCGUUUAUUUCUAACCGGCCUACCUCGUAUGUUUCAUUAAUCUUGCAAAUUUUCAAUUUUUACAGUACGAAAACUACCGUAGUUUGUUUUGAGACCAUUCCGAAGCACGUCGGAUCUCAUUCCGCGCGUCCCAUUCAACUUCAGAAUUCGACUCGGUCGUUUCCGGCCUUGUCGGCACCUCUUUUAUGAAUCAAAGGCCUUCAGAAUUGUCUGCCGGAAGUCGACCGCACGUUCUUCCAUUUUUUGAAUGUAGUCGAGCUUCAAUUCCCUUUAGGAAAAUGAGAAGAAUAGAAAUUUUUGCAUUUUCGAGAGUUUCUUCAUUCUGAAGAUGGUCUUUUAUUGAAGGUGAACUAAACUAAAACUUUGGUCAAAUACAAAUUUUCUUAUUAGAUUUGAGUUUUUUUUUCAGAGUACCUAAAUCUUUAUUUUUUAUCCUUGUAAUUUUUUGAAAAAGUUUCUUCUCGAUCCCUAAAGCUUUUCUUUCACCAAUCUUUAGAGAUUGUUUUCUGUGAUUUUUUUUUGAUUGGAUUUUCAAAGGCAGUGAAUCAAAAAAAUCAAAUCAAUGCGAACUUGGCGUCUCAUAAAAAGGGCUGCGGAGUGCCUUCCAGCCAGAACGAUCCAUGUUUACGCAGAGACGAUGAACGUUUUCUCAGUCCAUGUACGUGAAAGGGUGGGUCCAUUGUACCGAGCACGGCUGAGUCAGACUUGGGCUCGAACCUGGCCACCACUCGCCGUUGCUCCAACUUGCUUCUUGCGUGGGCUGUGUCAGUUAUGACUUUUUCUAUUUCGACUCUAGUUCUUGUCAAAUAAGCUUCGAAAAAAACUAAAGAAGUUAUGUGACCGUUUCAAGUGAGCUGAGUCGGUGAAAUUGUUUUCUUAACGUUGAAAUUUUCAUUAUUUAUGCUCAGUUUUUUUAAAUACGGACGAGGAAUCGGCUUGAAUAGCAAAGUAUGGUGAUUUCGGUCCGAUUCAGAAAAAUAACUCCGUGAUUUAACCAAUUUUCGAAUUCUUUUGAGUGAAAAUUCCGAAGAUAGUACGUACUUUUCUACAGAAAGCAUUGAAAAAUGUCAUAUUUCGAUGUUAAAAAAAACGCUUGAAACUCUAAGAUUUUUUUUUAUUAUUUCAUCUUGUAGAUCGUUUAUUUCCAUCCGUAUCUUUCAAAAAAGUUCUACGCAUGCAUUUAUUUCUUAUAUAUCUCAUUUACGCAAUACCUUUGGCUUCCUGUUGGACCUUUCAACGUUUAUUCUCUCCCGUUUUUCUAGUUUCAAACAAAUGGAAAACGUGAGCCGUUCAUUUUCUAUAGUUUUCCGAGCCAAGGCCUACCAGAUGUGUCCUCCCCUUCUUGGCCCUCACCGCCGAAAAAUCGCUCGCUUCCAAUCAUUUAUACCGCCUCCUCUUUGACCACGCGUCUGUCUUCUAAUUACUUUUUUUUUUCAUAUUCGUUAGUUGCAUCCAAUUUUUUCGCUUUUGAAAAGUAUUUCGAGGGCUUUUUUUCAGGAAUAACACUUUAUUCAGAAUUUAUAGUAGUAAUCUAUAACCAAUACUCGUUAUCUCAACAUUAUUUAUGAUUCUUUACGAAUUGCAUUUAACUUACAAAAAUGAGAAAUUUUUUUCUAAUUCAUUAAAGGAGGUGGGAAAUCGAUAAAGGAAAUCUCAGUUUUGCUUUUUCAAACAUGUUGAUCACAAUUUCCAUGUUUUUCUCAGAUUCAGCUCUCAAAUUCUUGUUCUAUUCAAGAAAAUUGAUAAGAUUUCCUUUAAAAAAAAAAUUUUUUUUUUCCGAGUUUCUGCGAGAGGGUCUAUCAAAAACGCUUUGAUUACCCAUUCGACCGGACGUUAUUCACCACGCCGAUUUAUGGCCCGAUCUUUUCUGAAAUUUACAAUCCCAGUACUUUUUUGUUCAAAUUUGCCUGCGCUUCAACUUCAGUUCGAAUUUCAGAUGAAAAACAAAAUAAUAAGUCGGAUUUUAUCGUGGUUUACCUCCUGCCUUGCUAUCGAUAGGUGCUAUCGUUAUCUCCUGGUCGGAAAGCAGUUCAUUUUCAUCGACUUUUCUUUCUUCGCUGCUAAUUUCUCUCACUUCUUUCCGUGUGGCUGGACUUUUGAAAAUUCUGCACAAAACAAAAAAAUUCUCGAGCUUCAUUUAUCCAGAAACUUCGGAGGUUUCAAAAUAACUUUUUAAAGCGUAAAGUUUUUCCUCGAUGAAGUUUUCCAACAAGAAGGUUCUGAUUCACCAGCCCGCCUCAAAACAUUUUUGUCGCCAUUUUGACGCUAAAAACAAAAGGUUUUGAUGGUUUCCGAGAUUUUUCAGCUUUUCAGUCUUCCGAAGUUUCUUUCUAGAACUGUCCAGCCUAUUUUUGAUGUUUUAUAAUGAAAUUUGGAAAAUAAACGCUUCUUUUCUCAAACUUUCCUCACACGCAAUUAAAAUUAAUUGAUGACUUUUACAGUUGUAUUAUUUUUUUCAAAUUCUGCUUGAUAAAAGUAAUGUUAUUAAAAUUGCUCUGUCGUUUUUUUUAGUUUGCUUUUGCUCUCAUUUCAACCAUCCGAAAACAAUCCGACUCUUCUUUCUCAAAACAACUACAUCGCCCUGUCCCAUAAGAAGUUGUAAAACGGGCCUUGUCCGGUAUGCUCUGUCAUGAAAUGGACCCAUUAUUUCCGCCUAUUCUGCUCCGAAAUCAUUUUGAAUUAAAAUACAGGUUUAAGAGUAAGAAGCAGGAUUAGCGUGGAAAAGAAUUGAAGGAAUAAGCAUAAGAUGGCAACCUACCUUUUUUCAACAUUCACCACUUUUAUAAACUCGCCGAGAAGUUCGAAAUGAAGUAGGAGAAAACACCAAACUACCCUGAAGCCCCCAUAGAGAUAUAAGGAAAAAGGAAGUAAUCUUCAUCGUUUCGAGAACUUCACUGUCCCUCCUAUGAUUUUAAAUCUAUUUUUGACUGACGUCUAUAAAGGGCUUGAAAAAGAUAAAACGGAAAGAUAGAUUUUUUUCAUUUAAAAAUGUAGGCAAAUUUCUAAAAGUUUUAACUAACAUCAAAAAGUUGAAGAAUGCCAAAAUUUGGUGAAAAUAUUAGAGCGAUAACGAGACCCGGAAGCCUUUCUGAAAGAACGGCGGCUAAAGGGACGUUCAGCAACAGCAGAAGCGAUGAAUCAAGACGUCGAGCCGCAACCUUGAAUCGCCGUCGGCCAUUUGCUACAUUUUGAUGUGUCUUUUUUGGGCACGCGCCACAUUCAACUCAUUUAUCGGCAGGCGCCGCAUUGCUGACACGAACAAUCUGGAUCCGUUCUUUUUUCCGAAACUUUUUCAAGUUUUCAAAUCUUAUCUGGCUCUUCAUAGUCAGGUUCUUCGAAGCAAUAAGGAAAUGUGGAUAUUAAUGUCCUCAACCUGAAUAGGCUCACGAUGAAACAAGAAUUUCGGCUAUUCAAGAAUCUAAGUCCUCCCCCUGGUCCCGAAACUCCAAAAACCGGUUUGGUAACUGCUCAAGUGACCUCUCGACUGUCCCUUACAGUCACAAAGUGAUGCUAUUUCUUUUCACCCCACCGAUAAACGGCUGGAGGUAAUCCUCAGUCCGACACCAGUUCUUUUAAUCGCCCCGACGCGAGAACAAUUUAAUAAUCGAUUAUUUUGCGUUCGAUUUGUUUUUUCAAUAUUUUCGUUAUCUUCUUCCGGUCACGCCGACCGACUGAUAAGCUUUUCGCAAACUAUUCACUUAAAAAAAGAUAACUUUUUUUUAUAAAAUAAAAAGUUAUUGCUUGAUUGGGUAGCUUGUGGUCUUUAUGUUUCCAGUUUGACUAAACUAAUCGGCGAGAAAUUUCAAAUUGGUCUAUAAGCAGUUUUUCGGGAUCUUAUGAUUAUUUGUUUGUUUUCUGAUAGCAGUUGCUUUCAACUGCAAUACAAGUUCCUUUCCUUCAAAUGAAAUUUCAUUAUUUUUUCAUAAUAAGAGUUAUGGUAUAUUCUCGUGAACUUGCUUAUUCUCAUACAAAGCUCGGAAAAAAUAUCAGAAAUAACUGAUUUCUUUGUAGAGAAUCUAUCAAUUUUUCAUAGCUUCAAAACGUACAGAAAAUAGUAAAAAAUUGUCGAUAUAGAGUUUUCUUGGUCCUUUUUUCGUGUAAAAAAAUGAAGCUUUUGAAAUCGCCCCCGCAGAAAGAUAUGAAAAACAUCAUGACUUUGUUAAAGCUCAGGAAAAGGAGGGAUGCGCCGAUGGAAGGCGUUGGUACUGCUUCUGGCGGUGCUCGACGAGGCGCGAAUUUCCUUGGGCGACGUCGUUGAGGCCCGACCGCCCGUCAUUUCCACCAGACGUCGUGUCAAGAAGAUUCCCUCCAACGUCCCGAUUCGAGAGUGUCAGUUUUCGAUCCUUUCUUGCUUUUUUGACAUGUUAUAGGUUGACUCGGACCUCGGUAAGGGCUACUAACGCUUCUGAGCAAUUCACGCUAUAGUGCCUUCAGCUUUUUGAACUCCUAAGUGAUCCCUAGAAUUUCUCAGAAACGGCCGGGGCGCGUCCGGUUUUCAUUACCGAGUUCCGAGAAGUACAAAAUAAAAGUCUUCCGACUUAACUUCUCAUCUUCCUACUUUUUGACCAUGAAGUAUUUUAUUUUCCCAGUUUGUAAGCAGGGCCUGACUAUCAGAAAAUGUUCGAGUUUAUUGGUUUUAGACAAAAAUCUGGGAAAUGUUCAAAAAAACUUGUUGAGCGAAAAUUUGGUUACUUUUCGUUUCAGUUAUUGUUUAUAAUUCUUGUGUAAAAAAUGUUGAGUCCAUUCACGUUCUAGUGAUAGUUUUUUACAAAAAUCACCCGUGAAUAGGCUUAUAUCUUUUUAAAAAUCAAAUUAUUCUUUUUCAACAGUCUUUUUUUCAUAAAAUAUUUUUCUAGGGAACAUAAAUCAUGAUGGAGGUAAGGUAAAUUUUCUAUCUUACUGUGACUGUCUGCUACUACUAUCCUUCCCCUAUGUUUUAAUCAGAAAACAAAGAAAUUGUUAAGGACAAAAAUAAGUGGAAAUACAGAAACUUGCAAAAGAUUUCUGCACGAAGUGGGAUUCGAACCCACGCACCCAUACGAGUACCAGAACGCCCAGAGGCCUCGAACUCGAGGCAAGCUAUCGCUUGAGUCUGGCGCCUUAGACCACUCGGCCAUCCGUGCUGAUGUGUCUGGUAAUGUGCCUUGUCCCCUAUACCCUCUCUCACGGCGCUCUACUACUAGUCUAGUAAUGAACGCUGCUUCUUUUUAACGCUAAUUUAUAAGCUCAUUCAUGGGCUUGUAUUUUUUUAAUUUUGCAGUUAUUAAAAAAAGAAAAUAAUAAUCUUCAUGCACUUUUUUUCCCCAAAACGAACGGUGUUUGUUUUCAUUUUCUCAUGAGAAAAAAAAUUGAGCCUCGAGGCGAAAUGAGAAAUAUAUCACUUUUAUUAGAAAGAAAAAGGAUAAACCUUCGUCUGAGCCGUACUUUCGAAAUUCAUCUACUUCAGGAUUUUUUUUUUCAUAUGUCCUAUGUGGAAAUUAGCUUUUUUCGAUGAAAUGAAAAAUCUGGGUGCAUUCAAUUUCCAAAAUGGCAACAAAUUCCAAUCGACGUGAGAGCUUUUUCAUUCGGAGAAAUGCUGCUUGCCUCCAGUUUUUUAUCGUAUUUUGACAGGCGACCUAAUCGUUUCAAGCCUCGCCUUUUUCGCCCAUUUGUUAUCAAAUUGCCCCAGGCGUCGUCCCGGUCGUGCUCUUUGUGGAAUUGAGACCGACCUCUCUUCUUUUUUACCGAUUUUCCCAACCUUGCAGGAUUUUUUCUCCCUUCUUUCUCUUAGAGCCUGAACCUUGUCUUGUUUUUCCGAGACAGAAGCAGAAGAAUAAUUUUUAGGAACUUUUUAUUUUUAUUUUUCGUCAUAAAAUAUAAACUUUGAAUAAAUGUUCUGUUUAUCUGAGUAAGAAGUCUUUCAUGAACAAAUUUUGUCGAGCCUGUUUAAUCAAAAAAAAAAAAUCAUGAUUGAGAAAUAUUUCCUCACAAAUAGGCUCUUUUUUGGCCGAAGCUGUGCUUCUUGUUCGUUUUCCAAUAAAGAAAUUGUAUUUUACAGAACUACAUGGACUUAAAGUAGCUCCUAUUGUAUGUACAUUUACACUAUUUUCUUUUUAAUUGGAUUGAGCCAAGCUCAGUUGUGGAAGAAAUCGUGCAAGGAAGGAGAAGUCGGCGAGUGCGGUAAGACUUGUGAGAAGGAACCCGAAAAUUAGAAAAUGAUUCAAAAUAAUGAGUUCAAAAGUUUUCGCAAAAAAGUCACAGUGACAUUUCAACCAAAUAUCUCUACAUCUAUCACAUGGCAAGGGAAAAUAACCGUUUUCCCUACUCCUUAUCAUUUUGAUAAAAGGUCGCGAUCAUUUGGACAACGACUUUCAUAUGCAUUUUACCUGGAAAAGACCUUCAAAUCAAAAAAUUAUUGUAACUGCAAAAUUUUGGGCUUUCAAUUGAAAGAAAAUGAAGAAAUUUGUCGUGUCUUGUUUUUUUUUCCCACAAUCGGACCAUUGUUGUGAAAUAUCUAUUGGCUUAUGUCUGAGCUUGCAAACCUUCAUGGAGCUUCUAGAAAAAGCCUGAAUGUAUCAAAUAACCUGUGAACAAACUUUUUCAGUCUGUUCCGGCACUAACAAUGGAAUUUCGAGAUUUGGAUCCGGCAGUAUUCUUAAUGAUCUUCAAGCUGUAAGUGAUACAAUAAAAUGAAAAUAUUUUCAAUUUCUUUGUUCAGAUGUACAGCGGCUGCCGUCGAGUGUACGGUAACCUUGAGAUCACAUGGAUUGAAGAGAGCGAAAUCCUAA
This is a messenger RNA of Caenorhabditis auriculariae, 9634 nucleotides long. The record is from the annotation of a GenBank genome assembly. NCBI's taxonomy places the organism in Eukaryota, Metazoa, Nematoda, Chromadorea, Rhabditida, Rhabditidae.